Prunus persica (peach) is the source of this 2891-nucleotide messenger RNA. Its product is annotated as G-type lectin S-receptor-like serine/threonine-protein kinase SD1-29. NCBI's taxonomy places the organism in Eukaryota, Viridiplantae, Streptophyta, Magnoliopsida, Rosales, Rosaceae. The transcript has 9 exons. Gene Ontology annotation, biological process: protein phosphorylation; recognition of pollen. Gene Ontology annotation, molecular function: ATP binding; protein serine/threonine kinase activity. The coding region runs from base 5 to 2620 and encodes 871 amino acids. The record is from RefSeq and is a predicted model, not a curated record.
UGCAAUGAGACUAUUGCUUACUUCUCUACCAACGAGAUUUUCCAAGCUUUCUGAAUGUUCGAAGCACCCCUGCUUGCCUCAUGACCAUGUCAAAGCUCUGAUUGGCUUCUGUAACUGGUUAAUACGGCUCGGUGUCAAAAAUGGCGACAAAGCUCUGACUUUGUCUGGCUGCUGUAAAUUUGAGCAUUAUUGUGCAGAAGUUUAUAACAUAACUUCUUCACAACCAUUAGCAGAGGGACAAACUCUUGUCUCUCCAGGCCACAUUUUCGAAUUGGGCUUCUUCAGUCCUAAUAAUUCUUCUAACAAGUAUGUGGGGAUAUGGCACAAGACUAUAUUUCCCCGCAAAGUUGUUUGGGUGGCCAACAGAGAAAAGGCUCUUUCAGUUACAGACACAUUGGCUAGUUUGACAAUUAACAGCAAUGGGAACCUGGAGCUUGUAGAUGGGAAACAGAGUUGUAUUUGGUCAACCAGUAUUUCAGUGCCAUCUAAUGGUUCAGCUGCACUUCUUUUAGACAGUGGAAACUUUGUUGUCCAAGAUGAUAUAGGAGCUCAAUUAUGGAGGAGCUUUGAUUUUCCUGGUGACACACUUCUACCAAUGAUGUUGCUGGGAUUCGAUAACAAAUCUGGAAAGAGGGAUGUCUUGACUGCCUGGAAAAGUGAGAGUGAUGGAUCAACCGGGUUGUUCUCGGUUGGAUUGGCACCACAGAUCCCAACACAAAUGUUCAUUUGGAUUAAUGGAUCAACUCCCUACUGGAGAAGUGGGCCAUGGGACAAAACAAAGUUCCUCGGCAUACCAGGAAUGAAGGAUGAAUAUGUAAGUGGAUUAAAUCUAGAUGAUAAUGUGCAGCAGGGAACAAAGUAUUUCUCUUUUUUCUUGAACAGAAUUCUGGCAUAUAUGGAAAUCUCUUAUAAAGGUACACUAAAGCUUAUGUAUUCCGAACAUGGUGAGAACUGGAAUCUUGACUUUGAGGCCCCAAAGAAUCCAUGUGACCAUUAUGGAAUAUGUGGACCUUUUGGGGUUUGCAAAGCUUCCGAGUCUCCAAUCUGCAAGUGUUUGAAAGGGUUUAAACCCAAGUCACAAGAGGAAUGGAGCAAAGGAAACAAGGCAGGGGGGUGUGUGAGGAAAACCAAAUUGUUUUGUGGGAGUAACACAAGUAACUCAGUUCCUCUGAGAGGAAAACAAGAUGGGUUUUUGAAAAUGUCAAAGGUAAACCUACCAGAUUUUCAUGAGUAUAUUUCGAAUUUGGGUGCUGAAGACUGCAAGGUACAGUGCGUAGGUAAUUGUUCUUGCCUGGCUUAUACACAUAUUAACAAUAUAGGGUGUUUGGUCUGGUCCAAAGACCUUAUUGAUAUUCAAGAGUUUGCCUCUGGUGGAGACGAUCUUUUUAUUCGCCUAGCACAUGCAGAAUUAGGUGAAAGAAAGCAAAUAAAGAUAAUGGUCAGCCUCAUAGCUGUUUGUUUUAUCAGUAUCUUGGCUGGCAUAGUGUUUAGCUUGCACAGAUUGCGAUCUAACCAAAAGAGAAACGUCAAAGUAACACCUAAGGACUCUGAAAUGGCUGAUAUGAUUGAGACUUCAAGAGACGCUCUUCUUCAUGAAUAUAUAAGAAAACAUGAUCCAUCAGAGCUAGUAAUCUAUGAUUUUGAUACCAUAUUAAUUGCUACGAGCAAUUUCAGCAUCACAAACAAACUCGGAGAAGGAGGAUUCGGGCCUGUAUAUAGGGGUAAGCUACAAGAAGGGAAGGAAAUAGCAGUAAAAAGACUAUCUAGUAGCUCAGUACAAGGCAUAGAAGAGUUCAAGAAUGAGAUGCUGUUGAUCUCCAAACUCCAACAUAAGAAUCUUGUAAGGCUCAUGGGUUGCUGCAUUAAAGAUGAUGAGAAGCUACUAAUUUAUGAGUUCAUGCCAAACAAAAGCUUGGAUACUCUUUUGUUCAGUCCAAUGAGAAGAGCAGAGCUUGAUUGGGCUAAACGCUUCAAUAUUAUUCAAGGUGUUGCUAGAGGACUUCUUUAUCUCCACUAUGAUUCAUGUUUGAAGGUAAUACAUAGAGAUUUGAAGGUAAGUAAUAUUCUGUUGGAUGAGAAGAUGAGCCCAAAAAUUUCGGAUUUUGGACUGGCACGUAUCUUUGAAGGGACACAGAAUCUAGCAAACACUCAGAAGGUUGUGGGAACUCUUGGCUAUAUGUCUCCGGAGUAUGCCAUGCGCGGGAUAUUUUCUGAAAAAUCCGAUAUAUAUAGCUUUGGAGUCUUGCUGUUGGAGAUUGUUGGUGGCAGGAAAAAUACCAGCUUCUAUUACCAUGACCAACAGCUAGGCUUCAUAGAUUAUGCAUGGCACUCAUGGAAUGAAGGCAGGGGAUUGGACUUGGUUGAUGAAGUUUUGGCAGAUUCAUAUUCGUCAACAGAAGUGAUGAGAUGUGUGCACAUUGGGCUUCUUUGUGUACAGGACAAUGCUGCAGAUAGGCCAACCAUGCCAGAUGUAGUUUUCAUGCUGAGUAGGGAGACAGAUCGCCCACAACCUAAGCGGCCUAUUUUUACUUCCCAAAGCUCAGUCUCUGAUCCACAACCACAGUUUGACAAUAUUUGCUCUGCAAAUGAAGAUACCAUAACACUUCUUCAAGGACGAUAAGAAAUUGCAAAUUUUUGCAUCUACUGACUUUUGGCCAUUCUGAAGUUUUCCUUUUGGUAUAGUGAAUGAAGGUUUUCCUUUCAUGGGAUAUUUUGCUAAAAUGCGCCAAAAAAACAUUAUAAGACGGGUGUUAGUAGUAUAACAUCCCUUUAAUGUCCUGAUCCAAUGCUAGCCUAUGCUAUUAUUAGAUUUGAUACAUAUGUUUUGUAUGUGUUCAAAUAUCUUAUGCUAUUAUUAAAAGGUAAAGAAAAACGUGGUUUUUUGGGUUCAA